Molecule: messenger RNA, 321 nt
Organism: Strongylus vulgaris
Lineage: Eukaryota; Metazoa; Nematoda; Chromadorea; Rhabditida; Strongylidae
Source: the annotation of a GenBank genome assembly
AUGUUUCUUUACCUGUUCACUAUUCUUCUUGUUCUUAACACAUUCACUCAGGAUGCAGUUAUGGCCGCCGGGCCCUGUGUAGAUAUUCUUCCGCAACCAGCAUGCCAGCAAGUGAAGAACAAGGGCAACUGCCAAAGGAUGCAUAUAAUGCAGAACAUACUAUCCGGUGCCCUUGCUGUGAUUCUAUGGUGGCUGACCAUCAACGACUUGAAGCACUGUCUGGAGAUGCAUUUUAACGAUAGGGCCGACGACCGUCCUCGAGAUUACACAGUCUCAAUAUUCGAAAGCAAAAAAACGUUCGAAGUACCUUUCAUUGAAUGA